CCGGACUCGGCGGCAUCUCAGCAAAGCCGAGCUCGGGGCAGCUCACGCUUGUCUGCGGUCGACCUACCUGCCGAGCAAACAGGUACCUCGGUCCAACCUUGCCUUUCCUGGCGUUGGACUUUUCACCUGACUGGCUUUGUAACCACGGAUCCUUGCAGCUCAGUCAAUUCACGUGCUGCCUUAACCGAGUAGCUUCCUUCAAGGCCGGGCCACACAACUUGGCCCAACACUUGUUCGGCCCAAAUCUGUCCGGCACAACUCUGUCCGGCCCAAAUCUGUCUGGCCCAAUUCCAUAUCAUUAAUCUCCCUCUCAAUUGCCCCUUAAUUCCGUCCGCUAAAGCGUGACUGGGAUUACCUAUUCUGACCGGGGUAUCACUUCCUCGGUCCUCAAUUUACUAUUCGUCAACUGGGCUGGUCGACAUGCAUGGAUUCAAACUUGCCCGGUCUGACCUUCCUGGCUCUUCGGCUUGCUCGGUCGACGCCUCACCUGACCUUCCUGUCUUUUCAAUUCUGACACUGCCAUCAAUGGGACACGUGGCGUUCUCCCGUUGGUCCUCGAGCAGCCAACCAGCCGUCGCAUGAUAUUUAAAUUUGGGCGGCAAUUGGGGCUAUAUACGUGCCCCGUCUCUCUCUGUUUCAUUCUUACUGACCAUCUUCCGUCUCAAGCGUCCUAGAGCUGCUGCCCUUCUUCUCUCGCCAUUCUCGAACUCGUGCUCGAAGGAAAGGUCACUGCCCUUCACUGGUAAGUCCUUUAACUCCUCUUUUGUUGAUAUCUUCUUUAAUAUUUCACACAUUAGGGCACUAAAACAUAGUUCCUAGGGCAUUAGUCUUAAGAACCAACCCAAACCUCCCACUGUGAAUGGUGUUCUUCAUUUUUCCUGAAGAACACUGAAAAUCUGGGGCGGACCGGGCUCCAGGUCUCCGUUUGAUCCAAAAGGCCAAUCUAACCGAGCAAAUAACCUGUUUGUCCCAACCUUAGUGGAAACCGGGGUAGGCAAAGGGUUUGGUCGAUCGACCGGGCCAAUAUCUGGUCCGCUUGAACGACCGGGCUCCUUGGCUAACCUUCACAACCGAGGUGGUUUGGCACAAUCAAUGACCGAGCUAGAGUCAAGCUCGUUUCGCGCGACCGAGCUUCCUCUCACACUUGACAACCUUUUCCUACAGAGUCCAAGGGGACCCCUGACCAUGUCUGAGGCUCUCAAAGACCGAGCAGCCAACAAUCACCAAUCAGUGUCGAACCUCCUCAGCCGAGCUAAUUUAGCCGGUCGUUCAUGGGGAAAUUUCGAUUCCUCGUAGAUACUCCGGCUGCCCUAGCUGCGUUUAAGGAGGAGUACGGCAUCCCGGCCGAUGUCCACCUUGAGCUUGCAGAAAUUGAGACAACGCCCUGGGGCAGAGAGGAGUGCCCCUUCACCGUGCUAUCAAUUGUCGAAGGAGGCCUUCGUUUCCCACUCAACCCGUUGAUCACCGAGUUCCUACGCCGCACCGGGCUUGCACCCACUCAAGUGUCCACCAACACCUACCGAAUAAUAAAUGGUGUGCACGAACUUAACAACCGGUUAGGCACAGACUUAGGCUUAGCCGAGAUAUUGUGGCAGUACACUCUUGGACACACCGGCGAUGGCCUCGCCUACUACCUUAAGAUUAGGCCGGGCAAAGAAAAAAUUGUGACCGGCACACCAGACAAGGACUUGCAUGAUGACGAUUUCUUCUGGGUGUCUGGCAAUUAUGAAACAGCCGAGGUACCGGGCUGGUUCAUAAGCAAGAACUUCGGUUCCACAUGUAAGUCGGUCUGCUUCUGCUUGGUCAAUUGUUCCUCUACAUUAUUCUGUACUUAACCAUUUUUCUUGUUUCUCCUGCAGCUAUUCAAGCCUUGCAAGCCAACUACCAAUACCCCAACGUUGAAGCCAUCUACACCGUGCUUCGUUACAACCACCGGGAUUGCAACGAGUUACUCAGCUACACGCCAACCUAUCGAUACUCGGCACCAUGCCGGAGUAAAGUAACAGACUUUCUCCGUGCUCCAACACCUCCUCCAUAUCCAACUUUGCCAGACGUUCCACUAAUCCGGUUGACAGAAGAGCAAGAGAUGGCCAAACGAAGCUGAAUCAAAAACCUGCUCACCGCAACGUCCGCUGAGAUACCGAGCGUCGUCAUCCGCUCGCCAGCCGCCAGUCAGUCAAGCGGCGCCGUGGUCGCCCUAGCUUCUCCAGCUGCCGGGCAGUCAAGCCAAGAAACACGCCGGGUUGGCAAAAGAGCUCGCGCAGACCCGUCUGCCGAGCUGAUUACCGAACUAUCCAUCGAGCAACCUAUCGUCACAGCUGACCCAACACCAAUCCGGCGUCCGCUACUCAAGCACCGGGGUAAAGACAUCUCGGCGACAGCUUCGAUCAAGGGCGACAAAGCGCACCUGCUCGCCUACGAUCUUUCCAAGGCCCUUCUCCUACCGAGCGACGUGGUCGGCAGCGACCAUGUCCCUGACACCCUGUUGGUGAAGUCGUCUGUCAAGUCCAUGGCCAGGGCCAUCCAAAAACAACACUUAGUCAUGGAGCGCAUCCACCGACUUCGAGAAAAGGCAGCGGGCACUGCCAGCCAAGUCCAAAACCUCCAAACCGAGCUUGGCCGAGCAAAGUCCUCGCUUGAAAUCGCCAACACCGACAACAACCGGUUGCUCGGCCAACUUGACGAAGCCGAGAAAAAGAGGGACGAGCUCCAAGCUGAGCUGGACGCGCUCAAGAAGUCUAGGGAGAAGGAUUGUGAAGACGCCAAUAAUGCCAGCUUCAAAGAGGCGGAAGACAACUAUAAAAAACAAGUCUUCGCCACCCAGGACAUUUAUUUCAAGGCCGGUUGGAAGUCUGCCUGCCAACAGCUCGGUCAAGGUCCUGACACUAACGUGUUUGCCUCUCCACCGGCUGUCUUCUUACCGACCUACCUCAUUCCAUACGCCAAUGAUGUCUUCAGCGCGCUGCAGGCUGAGGCCGAGGAAGGACUCGAAGAAGCCGAGGCAGACGCUCAGGGAGGUGACCAGACCGAGCAGGAGCUGCCCGGCCAGACUGGAACCGGUGUCCAGGACCAGACAGCAACAGUCAACCUGGAAGCUGAUGAGGAAUUCCCAGACCUCUCCCCCUUAGCUUAGUUCUCUU
Molecule: messenger RNA, 3140 nt
Organism: Camellia sinensis
Lineage: Eukaryota; Viridiplantae; Streptophyta; Magnoliopsida; Ericales; Theaceae
Source: RefSeq, a predicted model, not a curated record